AUGUCUCGGUCCACGAUGCUCGCCCACUCCGCGAUUCCUUCCAGCUUGAUACGCAUGGAUUUGCUUUCGCCGUGGAUUCUGACGGCAACCGCCCCGAAAUUCUUGAGACUAUUCGCUCCGGCGACAAGGAGGCGGUCCGCGAGGUCUACUAUCCCCUCGUGGAGCAGAUCAUCAAGCGGCAAACAGGCGCAUCACGCGUGGUUAUCUUCGAUCACACCGUGCGACGGCGCGAGGUCUCCUUGGCUGGCAAGAAUCCCAAUGGCCGCGAGCAGCCUGCAAGCACAGUCUCCCCUGGGAGCCCGACGUCGCGUCUACCAGCAUCUUCCCGAAGAAGCCGACCGGCUCCUCAAAGGUCGGGCGCAAAUCGUCAAUGUCUGGCGUCCUCUCCGAGGCCCCGUCCAAGACUGGCCCCUAGCUGUAAUGGACUGCAGUACAUUAGCCCAAGCACAUAUCCAUCCGACCAAGCUGUAUCGCAACCGGUUCGAGCUCCGUGGUGAGACCGUCAGCAUCAGUCACGACGAAAGCCAACGCUGGUACUACCUUGAUGGACAACAAACCGACGAAUGCACUUUGAUCAAGAUCUGGGACAGUAAGGAAGGUAUUUCGGGACAUAUGUGUGCCCAUUGCGCUUUCCAGCAUCCCAAUACCCCGGUGGAUGCUCCCCUGCGUGAAAGUGUUGAAGUGCGAUGUCUGGUCUUCUAUGAGAACCAGGAGUAG
Messenger RNA from Aspergillus oryzae RIB40, 717 nucleotides. RefSeq lists its product as uncharacterized. The transcript is spliced from 4 exons. Gene Ontology annotation, molecular function: oxidoreductase activity. The record is from RefSeq and is a predicted model, not a curated record. NCBI's taxonomy places the organism in Eukaryota, Fungi, Ascomycota, Eurotiomycetes, Eurotiales, Aspergillaceae. Bases 1 to 717 code for a protein of 238 amino acids.